Molecule: messenger RNA, 1533 nt
Organism: Phytomonas sp. Hart1
Lineage: Eukaryota; Euglenozoa; Kinetoplastea; Trypanosomatida; Trypanosomatidae
Source: the annotation of a GenBank genome assembly
AUGCAUACAGAUGGAACUGCUGAUGAAUGCAGUUCAUUUUCGCCUGAUAGUAAAAUCCGUUCGUCUCGAUUCAUGCUCGAGAAGCCUUUAGUCUCUGAUCAACCUAUUACUCCAUUACUAAAAUCUUCCAAGGAGGACAGGUCCGUACAAGCUGGUAGUUGCGAUGUACAGGAAUCUCCAAUUUCGUCGUUCCCCAGCGAUCCCCGUAACAUAGGCACUAUUGAUACCUCUCUCCCAAGAGAUGAUAGUUUUCUUCAAGAUAACACCCCGAAAGCAUCUAUAGCAGCAGAUUCUCCUUUCACCGGGUCGCAUGCGCCGUGUUCCUCCACGCCGUGGCUCAACUCGACGCCAUCCAUAAAGAUACCAACGGUUUCGUCAAUGCCUAGAUGCGACUCUUUACCAGGGGCUGAAGGCCGCAUGCAAAAAUUCGGCUGCUGUGUUUUUUUCUUCCCAGUACCCAUUUUAUCUUGUCUUUUCCCGUUGGUCGGACACGUUGCUAUUAGCAACGCUGAAGGGACGAAGCUUUACACCUUUGAGUCCUCUUACUACGUUCGCGAGGAGUGUCUAAUUGAUGUUUUAGAUCGUGUUAUAGAGGGGAUUUCGAGUGCACCGGAGGACUUCCCGCAUGGGCGGGGCGUGGAGUUGGUUGACUUAAACGUUUCGCCAUCAUCCCAUUCUUUGCCAUCCCGUUCUGCCGCUAUGAGUGUAGGGGGGUCUUCACCUGUCUCAUCUUUUCGUCCAAUCGGCGGUCCACGAGCCAGUGCCUCCCCAGGGGCACGUUGGCAUAACAGAAGCUCGCGUGGUGUCGCAGCGGGGCACGCUCAUAUCGCGUGCGUACGGAUAUGGGACUUAAAACCACUUUUGAUGGAAAGACGCCAUGGACAUAAGUCUCGCAUCAGGGCUGCCUCUUUAGCCGGAUCCCGAGUCGCCAUGGUGCUAUUUCAGCGUCUGCAAGAGCUUCUUCAGACGGAAGGGACAAAUGGAAAGGAGACAUCGGACUUUGAUGUGGAGCCUAACUCGACACUGAAAGACGGUCACAGUUCGAAAGAUGAUAGCUGUUAUCAGCUGAUCGAUGCCACUACGGCACGUUUUUACAAUCGCAAUUUGCAGGCUACUAUUAGCAUUUUUCGUGACGGACCUGAUGGCAGCAACAACUCCCCAGAUUUACUGCUCAAAAAUCGCAGCUCUUUUUCUUUUGUUGGUUUUGUUUUAGAAGUGUGCGGAGUGGGAGAUCCAUUGAUGUCAAGUGGUGAAAAUAAGUCGCUUUCUUCAUCUCAUGGUGCGUUAUCCUCCACAGAUGUCACCCCACUUGUGGUUGAGUGCGAUAGCAGCAUCUCUUGGGGGACUGUAAGGCUUGUGACAAGCAUAAGCUUAUUUGGAAAGUUGUAUCGCAACGAACGCAGGGCGUGGCGGAUGAUGCAAGGUGGAACUUUGGUGGGGGCAGUGAUGAUUUGGGUUAUUUUAAUUGCGGUAUUAUAUUAUUUUCUUUUCCCAUUACUGCCAAGGUUUUCAAACACAAUAUGGCCACUAUAA